UGAGCGCGGCGGCUGCUGCCUCCGCGGCCUGCCCCCGCCUCGCCGCCCCUUCCCCUCCCCGCGGGCCCUCGCUCCGGGGGUUCCCGGGCCUGCCCCGGCCUUCUGUCGCCUGCCGGGGGGUAGCGGCGGGCCCUUCCCUCCUCGCCCCGGCUUCUCUCGCGGUGCUCCAUGUCGGCCCCGCUGCUCGUUGCCCCGCUGCAGGAUGGAUGCAGACGCUAAGCGGGGAGCCGCCCCGCUGGCCCAGCCUCCCCAGCAGCCGCCUCCCAGCUCCGCCGCCGGGAGCCCUUGGGACCCUCCUGUCUCGCAGCUGCGGCUGCGGCCGCGGCCGGGCGCGCUCCCCGCGCAGUGAGCGGCCUCUCCCCUCGCCUCCCCCCGCCCCGCCUCGCCCCAGCAGCGCUUCCCCGGGCCGCGAUGUCGGGGGGAGCCGCGGACGGCGCCCCUCCGGCUACCCGCUUUCUGGCUCCCCCGCCGCCGCCCCCCAAGAACGGUUCCAGCUCGGACAGCUCCGUCGGGGAGAAGCUGGGAGCCGCCGAGCACGGAGCCUCCGGGACCGGCGGAGCGAGCGGCGGAGCGGGAAGCGGAGGCCGUAGCGAGGAGUACCGCCGCCGCCGCCACACCAUGGACAAGGACAGCCGAGGGGCGGCAGCCACCGAGCACCGCUUCUUCCGCCGGAGCGUGAUCUGCGACUCCAACGCGACGGCCUUAGAGCUGCCCAGCCUGCAGCCCGCCGCGCCCUCGGCCCCCGUGUCGGGAGGCAGCGCCGCUCCCUUGGUCUCUCCUCCCGAGUGCUCGCGCACCUCUUGCAUCGCUGUCGGCGCCUCGCAAGCCCCCUCGCUGCUGCAGCAGCCCCUGCCGCCCACCCCGCUCCCCCUGGAAGGACGCUCUGCCCAGGAGCCCCCCGCCACCAAGGAUGCUGCCCCGCUGCUGCCCAAAGAGGAGGAGGAUGAGGCCGCCGCGCUGCCCCCCACCAGCGCCGCUGGGAGCACGUCGACUGCCAGCCGGGAGUUCGAGGAGCGGAGGGCACAGCAGGAGGACAUAGAGGAGCAGGAGACCAAGGCGGUGGGCAUCUCCCCUGACGGCCGCUUCCUGAAGUUUGACAUCGAGAUCGGAAGAGGCUCUUUCAAAACUGUAUAUAAAGGACUGGAUACUGAUACCACUGUGGAAGUCGCCUGGUGCGAGCUGCAGCUUGUGACGGAACUCAUGACGUCUGGAACAUUAAAAACGUAUCUGAAAAGAUUUAAAGUGAUGAAAAUCAAAGUACUACGGAGCUGGUGUCGUCAGAUACUGAAAGGCUUACAAUUUCUACAUACACGCACUCCUCCCAUUAUUCAUAGAGACUUAAAAUGCGACAACAUCUUCAUUACUGGCCCCACUGGUUCAGUCAAGAUUGGAGACCUUGGACUGGCAACCCUGAAGCGAGCCUCUUUUGCCAAAAGUGUGAUAGGUACCCCAGAGUUCAUGGCCCCCGAGAUGUAUGAGGAGAAAUAUGAUGAAUCCGUUGAUGUAUAUGCUUUUGGGAUGUGUAUGCUAGAGAUGGCAACGUCUGAGUAUCCUUAUUCUGAGUGCCAAAAUGCAGCGCAGAUCUACCGUCGAGUGACCAGUGGUGUCAAGCCAGCCAGCUUUGAUAAAGUAGCGAUCCCUGAAGUGAAGGAGAUUAUUGAGGGAUGUAUUCGGCAAAACAAAGGUGAAAGGUACGCUAUUAAGGACCUUUUGAAUCAUGCCUUCUUCCAAGAAGAGACUGGAGUACGGGUAGAACUAGCAGAGGAAGAUGAUGGAGAAAAAAUUGCCAUUAAACUCUGGCUGCGAAUUGAAGACAUCAAAAAACUUAAGGGCAAAUAUAAAGAUAAUGAGGCGAUAGAGUUUUCCUUUGACUUGGAGAGAGACGUCCCAGAGGAUGUAGCACAGGAAAUGGUGGAAUCUGGCUAUGUCUGUGAAGGGGAUCACAAGACAAUGGCGAAAGCUAUCAAGGACAGGGUAUCUUUGAUUAAGCGAAAGCGAGAGCAGCGUCAGUUGGUGCGAGAAGAACAGGAGAAGAAGCUUCAGGAAGAAGGUAGUCAGAAGCAGCAGCUGGAGCAACAGCAACCCUCAAGUGCUUCCCAUGCAGGGUCAAAGCAUCCCGUAUCUGUCAGUGGUACUACUCCUGUACCCACUACUUCAGCAUCUGUUUCUACUCAAGUGGAGCCCGAAGAACCAGAAGCUGAUCAACACCAACAACUGCAGUUCCAGCAACCCAGUAUAUCUAUUCUUUCCGAUGGAGCAGUUGACAGUGGCCAAGGGUCAUCUGUUUAUACUGAAUCGUGUGUGAGCAGUCAACAGACUGUGUCGUAUGGUUCCCAGCAUGACCAGCCCAUCUCAACAGCUACAGUCCAGGGAUACGCAGCUUCAGUUGGCCAAGUGCAGUCACAACAGCAUGGAGGAUAUCAGCCACCUGCAGUGACACAAGUACAAGGCCAGUCAGCCUCAAGUAGUACAUCGGUACCGACUCAGCCUACCCAACACACUCAGCAGAAUGCCCAGCAGCCACCCUCUUCUCAACAACCUGGACAAUACCAGCUGCAGCAGCCAUCAGUUUCUACUGGUGCCACUCCCACACAGACUGUCUCUCAAACUCAGACUUCACAGGUUAUGCCAAUGUCACAGGCAGCAGCAGGGACACAGCUUCCUGUUUCCCAACCAGUGUCGAUCAUCCAAGGCGAACCUCAAUUACCUGUUGCAGCACCUUCUCUCCCUCAAUCUUCAGUUGCCCCAUCAGUCCCUAUUGGUUCUCACUUUCUACCCGUGGGACAACCCUUGCCAACUUCCAUGGUUCCCCAGUUCUCAGUCUCUCAGUUGCCGGUCGCAGCUCCUCAUGUGUCAGUGGCUCAGCCAGGUUUCCAGUCACUGCCAAUUUCAAUGGCAGGCAGCAUGAAUCAGCCAUUGCUCACACUGGCAACAUCUGCUGCGGCAACCGCUGUCCCUGUAGGACCAACUGUUGUCCCUAGCCAGCUUCCCACGCUGAUGCAGCCUGUGGCUCAGUUGCCCAGCCAGGUUCUCCCGCAGCUCCUGCAGCCGGCUGUCCAGUCCAUGGGAUUGCCAGUCAGCAUCGGACAAGCUGCUGAUGCUUCACUUCCUGCUGGAGAUGCUCUUUACCAGGGCUUCCCAUCUCGGCUGCCGCCUCAGUACCCAGGGGACUCAAGUGUUGCACCUUCCUCUGCUGUGGCUUCUGUUAGCAUUCCUUCUGCCAUACUGUCCCCUCCCUUACCCACAGAUGUAAUGACUCAGCCAGGCUAUAUUGCUCCUGUUGUGCAGCCGUAUGUGGAGCAGAACGUUUUAGUUCCUAUGGGCGGCGUAGGAGGACAGGUUCAAGUGCCCCAGCCUACAGUGAGUUUAGCACAACAGGCCUCAUCAGCCUCCUCACAGCAGGCAGUUGUGGAGCAGAAUGUCAUGCCAAUGUGGGGACCUUGUUGCCACUGGCUGUUCUGUUGGGAAGGUACUCAAGGAGCCUCACAGACUGCUCCUUCAGAGUCUCUGCCAUCAACACAGCCUGCUCAGUCUACCCCUUUGGCUUCCUCUUUGGAUAGUGCACAUUCUGAUGUUGCUUCAGGAAUGAGUGAUGGCAAUGAGAAUGUUCCAGCUUCUAGUGGGAGGCAUGAAGGGAGGACUACCAAGCGUCAUAUGCGGAGGUCUGUCCGCAGUCGCUCUCGCCAUGAGAAGACUGCUAGGCCAAAACUGAGAAUUCUAAAUGUUUCAAAUAAAGGUGACCGGGUAGUGGAAUGCCAGCUGGAGACACACAAUCGGAAAAUGGUUACUUUUAAAUUUGAUUUGGAUGGUGACAACCCUGAGGAAAUAGCUUCAAUUAUGGUGCAGAAUGAGUUUAUUUUAGCAACUGAGAGAGACUCAUUUGUAGAACAGGUACGAGAGAUCAUUGAGAAAGCAGAUGAAAUGCUGAGUGAGGAUGUAAGUGUGGAGCCAGAAGGUGAUCAGGGUUUGGAGAGUAUGCAGACAAAAGACGAUGGCUUCGUUCCAGGGUCACAGAAAUUAGAGUUCAAACAGCCAGAUCCUACAUCUUCCAUGCCACAAAGAAUAGGGGUUCCUCCUAGCUCCUUUACCCAGGUUGUCCAUUCUGCGGGAAGACGGUUUAUUGUCAGCCCUGUCCCUGAAAGUCGGUUAAAAGAACAGGGCUUUUUCACCUCUCCUAUUCCUGGAGGAAAAGAAACUUCAGAUGCGGUUGCUGCAUCUCCUCUACAUGGUCCUGGAAUGAAUCUCUCCCACUCUGCAUCAUCACUGAGCUUGCAACAAGCUUUCUCUGAGAUUGGGCACGGUCAAAUGACAGAAGGACCUAGUACAGCUCCUCCAGUGUUUAAUCAAACAAUACCACCAUUUCCACCUGCACUUUCUACCAUGGCAAGCAGUGGUGCACCUCCUGCCUCAGUAGCUGCUCCUUCAAUAUCUGUUCCUUCUAGCACAGGUGUUUCUCUUCCAAGUUCUGUUACUUUGCCUUCAGAAAAUGCAGCUGUUGGAGUUGCACCAAGUGCAAGUGUGCCAAGCUCUGUUUCUCCACCUCCAGCCUCACAGUCUGGACAGCAGCUGUCUGGUGGUGUGGCUUCCAGUGUGAGCGCCCCUGCUUCUUUCUCCUUAACUGUCACAUCCCAGCCUGCUCAGUCAGUAACUGGAGACAUUGCCCCUAGCAUCAGCACACCAGCUUCUUUGGCACUGCCUGCUACACAGGUUCCUGGUGUCACUGGUCUUGGUGUCAUUGCACCAGCUGUGACAUCUCAGUCUACUCCUCAAAUUGUAAGUAGUUUGGCAGCACCACAGACAUCUGUUGCCCUGUCUCAGGCUCAGAACGUGGCUUUGCAGCUUCCUCAGCUUACUAGUAGUGGCUCUGUCUCCAGUCUGGCAGAAACAACAGUUGUAAGUGCUCCACAAUCACUACCUGAGAGUGGGCAGUUCACAGAUAAAACACAGCCUUGCAAUGCAGCUGGCUUAUCGCUUCCAAUCUCUGCACCUUUAUCAUCCUCUGUAGCAACAAGCUUAUGUGGUUCAGUCACUCAGCCAGUGAUACAUCCCUUACUCAUCCCAUCAGCAAUUACAUCAACACCUGUCCUAUCCCAGAUUCCAGGUGCAACACCUGUGUUGCCCCAGGUUCCCCUACCUGGUGUCUUACCACAGCCAGUUACUAACUUGCCUGCAGUACAGCAAACAUUGAUACACAGCCAGCCCCAACCGGCUCCAUUACCCAAUCAACCUCAUAUUCACUGUCUGGAGGCUGAUGCUGAUGCUCAGUCCAAAGCACCAGGUAUUGAUGAUAUAAAGACCCUGGAAGAAAAGCUACGGUCUCUCUUCAGUGAACAUGGUAAUGUGGGAGCAGCACAUCCAUCAGUAUCUCUGGAGACGUCGCUGAUCAUGGAAACUACUGUUAUUCCUGGGAUACCAACCACUGUUGUCGCGCCAACUAAACCCCUGACGUCUGUUAGCACUUGUAUACCUCCAAGCAGUUUGCCUCUUGGACCAACUGGCUUGCCAGUGCUGACACCAGUCGCCACGCCUGGGCAAGGGAUCACCCCAGUAAGCUAUAUUUCAGCACCAAGCAGCGCUGCAACAGCGGUAGUGAAACCAGGGACCUCUCCUUCGAAGCCCCCUCUUAGCAGGGUACCGGUGCUACCAGUAGGUUCUGAACUUCCAGCUGGCACUCCGUCCAGUGAACCGCUGCCACCUUUUCCAGGACCUUCACUAACUCAGUCCCAGCAGCCACUGGAAGAUCUGGAUGCUAAGCUGAGAAGAACCCUUAGUCCAGAGACCGUUCCAGUGACAUCAGCUCCUGCCUGUUCUGUGCCCUCAGUAGCAUCUACAGCAGUUACUGGUCUGGUAUCCACAGCAGCACAGUCUCUGAAAGAAGCUUCAGCAUCGUGUGGUGGAGAGAGCAGUGGUACGGCUUCCACAACAGGAGCUGGUGUUCUUAAGAUGGGACGGUUUCAGGUGUCUGUGGCAGUGGAUGAUGUGCUGAAAGAGGGUGACAAACCUGAGACUAAGCCGGUGCAAUUUGAAACCACCUCCUCUGACUCCUCACCUCUUUCUGGCAGCAGUCCGGAGAGUACCCUGGUAAAGCAGGCUGGUGGGCGGAAAAGCGAGGCUGUGGCAGGUGGCAUUCCUCAGCCACUUCCUGUGCUGCAGUUGCCAGUAGAUGAUGGUCAGCCUACUAAGGUUGGGCGCUUCCAGGUAACAACAACAACAGAUCAAGUGGGGCGCUUUUCAGUGUCAAAGACUCAGGAUGAGGUCACCUGCGCAGAGAGAGAGCCAAUGACUCUCCCUCUCUCAGUGGACUUGGAACAAGUUGCUUCUUCAGCUGCAGCCCCUAGGAAAGAGCUGGAGUCGAGGCAGUCCCCACAUAUGAACGGUCCGUCCUCUGAACCAGAGGCUGCUUUCUUGAGUGGAAUGGCUAAGGAUCUGGAUGAUGGCUCAGCGAGCCCAGACUCUCUCCAGGCCACGGCGUCAAAAAUCAGCCUCCCUGUUCAGAGCCUUAGCAACUCGUUCAAUUCUUCCUACAUGAGCAGUGACAACGAGUCAGAUAUUGAAGAUGAAGACUUGAAAUUGGAACUCCGUCGAUUACGGGAGAAGCACCUUAAAGAGAUCCAGGAGCUGCAGAGUCGCCAGAAGCAGGAGAUUGAAUCACUAUACACAAAAUUAGGAAAGGUCCCACCUGCAGUCAUUAUUCCCCCAGCUGCACCCCUUUCAGGAAGGAGGAGACGACCCACUAAAGGAAAAGGCAGCAAAUCCAGUCGUAGCAGCUCCCAGGGAAAUAAGAGCCCGCAGCUGUCAGGCAAUUUGUCAGCUCAGAGCGCACCAUCAGUCUUGCCCCCACAGCAAACUCUUCAUCCUCCUGGUAGUGUGCCAGAGACUGGACAGAACCAUUUGUUACAGCCCCUCAAACCUUCACCUUCCAGCGAAAACCUCUACUCUGCCUUUACCAGUGAUGGUGCCCUUUCAGUACCAAGCCUUUCUGCACCAGGCCAAGGGACCAGUAGCACUAACGCAGUCGGGGCUACAGUGAACAGCCAAGCACCCCAGUCUCAACCUACUGCUAUUGCCUCUAGCCGAAAGGGGACUUUCACGGAUGACCUGCACAAGCUGGUGGAUAACUGGGCCCGAGAUGCCAUGAACCUGUCUGGCAAGAAAGUUGGCAAAGGGCAUAGCAACUAUGAGGGCCCUGGAAUGGCAAGAAAAUUCUCGGCACCAGGUCAGCUCUGUAUCUCUAUGACAUCUUCCCUGGGUGCUACGCCCAUCUCUGCAGCAUCAGCUACCUCUUUAGGUCCCUUCACGAAGGCCAUGUGCCCUCCGCAGCAGUACGGUUACCCAGCAGCGUCUUUUGCCGCCCCGUGGAGUGGGACGAGCGGCCCGGCACAGCAACCGCUCGGCCAGUUCCAGCCCGUAGGUGCCGCAUCUUUGCAAAGCUUCAACAUCGGCGGUUUGCAGAAAUCGAUCAGCAACCCUCCAGGCUCCAACCUGCGGACCACUUAGCCCCACCCGGAGACCGUGCUGGCUAGACCUCGGGACGGGGCGUGGGGAGGGAGACGGGGCCCUUCGUCGACUCCUAGUGCUGCAAUGAACUGGUGGCUUGCCAGACUGGGAAUGAAUUUCUCUUUUCCACCCAUUGCUGUUAACUUUCUGUAAGGGGGGCUUCCCCACGUGCUUUCAAGGGGGAGGAGGAUGAUGAGCAUCCUUACGAUGGGACAGUUGUUUUGACUUGAGGGGUCCCGCUCUCGUGUGAAGCGAGAGCUGUGAAGAUCGGUCACGGGGGCGGUUAACGCAGUCUUGCUGUAAAAUUUCUCUGGUUUGAGGCUGAAUCCGCGUGUGUCGAGACGGGAGAGCUGAAUCCUAGCAUGAGGCUUUAGCACACUUCUCUCCCUGAAGAUCCGAGACCAGCUGUCCAAAUCCCCCUCCUCUCCCUCUCCCCACUCAAUCGUAUUUGGCUCCAGAGCGAUGGGGCGCCUGAAUGGACUUGCAGUGCAGCCCGUGCUUGAUAGGUCAUUACUGCUUUAAGUAAGAUAUUAACAGCUUUGACUGCAGCAUUAGAGCAAUUUAAAUUGUUUAAAAAUUUUAAAAGUUCCCUGCGGACAUGUACUUACCAUCAGUUUUGAUGUGGAAACACUGUGAUAUAUAAAUGUUGUUGGACAACAGUAGUUUAAAAAUGAGUGGAAUAUAGAGGGUUAAAAAAGUUAAAAAGUAAAAAAUGGGAAAAAAAGCUAGCUAUAUCCUUAUACUUAUUGGAGACACUUUAACUUUUUCCUUUGUAUUUUCAUUGUAUUAGAUAAAUAAAUGUGAAUGUAAAAUUGUAUAAAUUAAUGUACUUGAA
Messenger RNA from Numida meleagris (helmeted guineafowl), 8332 nucleotides. RefSeq names its product WNK lysine deficient protein kinase 1 (gene WNK1). Gene Ontology annotation, molecular function: protein serine/threonine kinase activity; ATP binding; potassium channel inhibitor activity. The record is from RefSeq and is a predicted model, not a curated record. Gene Ontology annotation, biological process: positive regulation of sodium ion transmembrane transporter activity; negative regulation of sodium ion transport; positive regulation of potassium ion import across plasma membrane. NCBI's taxonomy places the organism in Eukaryota, Metazoa, Chordata, Aves, Galliformes, Numididae. Gene Ontology annotation, cellular component: cytosol; cytoplasm.